Messenger RNA from Notodromas monacha, 2180 nucleotides. NCBI's taxonomy places the organism in Eukaryota, Metazoa, Arthropoda, Ostracoda, Podocopida, Cyprididae. The record is from the annotation of a GenBank genome assembly.
UUAUCGGCCCUUUUAUCGAAGGUAUUCGACGUACUAGGUGAUUUUAGGACGAUGAAAACUAGAUGGAGAGCAGGAGCUAAUCCCGUGAGUGACGGAGCGCAUCAAGUGAUUCGCAAAAAAGGAAAGGUUGGCGUCACGCUGCGCGAAAAAUGUAUCCGUCGUGCUGCGCACACUUCCUGCCAAACUGCAGAAGUCAAUGAUAUCCCUGAAGUUCGAAAUGCAGCCCCUUUGCCGGUUGUGAAGGAAAUAGAAGCAGAGAGCAGCGAUUCCGGCAUCUCUACCGAUGACGAAGACGAUCACCUGGUCGCGGAAAGCAAUCUCAUGGUUCAAGUUUCCCAGCGACUACCACCGAAAUCGGUAGAUCGUGUUGAUGAGAAUUGCAAUCAGCAUUGCAUCACGGUUGCUGAAUCUUGCAAGUAUUCCUGUCAAUGCGUAUCUGAUGGGGAGGUUAUCUGUAGCGAAGCUGAGUGGUGCCAGCAAGUGAUCUUGCGUGGUGACCAGCUUGAGAGUGGACUGUUUCUUGCAAGCCAAGAGAACAUUGUGUCCGCAGCGAACGAAGAAUUACUGAAUCCUUACGUGUUCAUCAGGAAGCUACCACACUUGAGUCCAAGAUUGCGAGCGAGAACUCCAGCUCUACCUCUGAAAACGCGAUCAACUCCGGAGUUCACCCUGGUUCUUGAUUUGGAUGAAACGUUGGUUCACUGCAGUUUGGAAACCAUGGAAGGAUCUUCACUUUCGUUUCCAGUCAGAUUCCAGGAUAUUGUGUACAAAGUAUUCGUACGGACCCGUCCUCAUUUUGAAGCAUUUCUCGAACGAGUGUCACAAAUGUUCGAAGUUAUUCUCUUCACUGCUUCUAAGCGAGUCUAUGCUGACAAGUUGAUGAGUUUAUUGGACCCUGAUCGUCGAUGGAUCAAGCAUCGUUUGUUUCGGGAGCAUUGUUUGCCGAUCAACGGAAAUUUUGUGAAGGAAUUGUCGAUUCUUGGAAGGGAUCUGAAGAAAACGAUCAUCGUCGAUAAUUCGCCUCAGGCUUUUGGCUACAAUUUGGACAAUGGGAUUCCUAUUGAAAGCUGGUUCACGAACCCGGAGGAUUGUGAGCUUCUGAAGCUGUUACCUUUGCUCGAGGAACUGGUCACUUUGAAUGAUGUGCGUGCUCGGAUCCGAGAAGAAUUCAAGCUAAUUGAAAAAGUGCGGAGUACACGUUUGAAUCGCCAGCCCAAGAUAAUUGCUGGGGCAAUUGUCACGAAUCGAGCGGAUUUCAAUUAUCUCGCACGAAUAGACGUCGAUUUCGGCCCCCAGCCCUACAACUUUGCUCGUUACACUUGUAGUGGUGCUCUGGUGACAGUGAAUUACGUAAUCACGGCUGGACAAUGCGUUGUACAACGCAAAACCAAUUAUUAUCCAGAGAGAAUUCAAGUUGCUCUGGGGGAUCUCAAUGCCAAGAAACCUGAAAACGGACAACAGUUCUCAGACGCCGAUGCCUUGGUUCACCCGAAUUUCAACAGAGACUCUUUACUGAACGAUAUUGCGUUACUCAAACUGAAAACUCCAGCAACUUUGACAACCAACAUCGGCCUCAUCUCAGUAGAAACCAACACGUUGACGAAUCACGACGGUCUGGAUGUUACCAUUUCUGGUUGGGGCAAAUACAAGAAAGUCAGCACUUACUCCAGUGAACUCCGAAGUGGGGUAGUACCCGUGGUGAACCUGCAGACCUGCAGGGACAGGUGGACAUCAGGCAGUACUGCGGCAGAAGCAGACACGAUCCAAACCACCAACAUUUGCUAUGGCGGAGAUUCUUCUGAAACACCUUGUUACGGUGAUGCUGGUGGCCCAGUUGUGCGGGCCAUCACAACGGCUGGAGUCACGACGAAUACCUUGAUUGGGAUAAAUUCCAAUCACCUCAAUCGCUAUUUGGAUCAAAGCACACAACUCAUUUUAACUGAGAUUUGCAGGACGGAUCUUCCGGCCGUCGGGACAAGGAUCGGUUCUUAUUAUGCUUCAUUUCUCGUCCCCAAUAGUGAUAUUCCAUAACUUCUCUAUUGUCUUUUAUUAUGCAAUGUACCAGAAAAAAAGGGGAUACGACAGUGACAUCAUUUCGGCACCCGGUGUUUUCUUCAUCAUGACGUCGUUUUCUUCCGUGGAGUAGAAGUGAGAAGAUAGUAGGACCCCGACAUACGGAC